This is a messenger RNA of Tachyglossus aculeatus (Australian echidna), 3665 nucleotides long. RefSeq names its product integrin subunit beta 1 (gene ITGB1). NCBI's taxonomy places the organism in Eukaryota, Metazoa, Chordata, Mammalia, Monotremata, Tachyglossidae. The transcript has 16 exons. Gene Ontology annotation, biological process: cell migration; cell adhesion mediated by integrin; cell-matrix adhesion. Gene Ontology annotation, molecular function: fibronectin binding; laminin binding; integrin binding. The coding region runs from base 93 to 2495 and encodes 800 amino acids. The record is from RefSeq and is a predicted model, not a curated record. Gene Ontology annotation, cellular component: cell surface; integrin complex; focal adhesion.
CUGAGCCGCAGCAGCAGGAGGAGGCCGGGGGCAGAGGACGAUCCGGAGGCCCCCAGCCUUGCCGCCGGACCCCGGCCCAGACCCCCGACAAGAUGAAUUUACAGCUUAUUUCCUGGAUCGUGUUGGCCAGCUGCCCAGUCUGCAGAGUAUUUGGCCAAACAGGUGGAAAUGAGUGUCUAAAAGCAAAUGCAAAAUCAUGUGGGGAGUGCAUACAGGCAGGGCCGAACUGUGGAUGGUGCACCAACUCAACAUUUUUACAAGAAGGAAUGCCUACCUCUGCCCGGUGUGAUGAUUUGGCAGCAUUGAAAAGUAAGGGCUGUCUUCCAGAGGAUAUAGAAAAUCCCAGAGGUUCCAAAAACAUACGGAAAAAUAAAAAUGUAACAAACCGCAGCAAAGGAACCGCAGAGAAGCUCCAACCAGAAGAUAUUACCCAAAUCCAGCCCCAGCAGUUAGUAUUAAAACUGCGAUCAGGGGAACCACAGACAUUUGCAUUAAAAUUCAAGCGAGCUGAAGACUAUCCUAUUGAUCUUUACUACCUUAUGGACCUUUCAUACUCCAUGAAAGAUGAUUUAGAGAACGUGAAAAGCCUUGGGACAGAUCUGAUGUAUGAAAUGAAGAGAAUCACUUCAGAUUUCCGAAUUGGUUUUGGUUCCUUUGUGGAGAAAACCGUGAUGCCGUAUAUCAGUACGACUCCAGCUAAACUCAGGAACCCUUGCACUGGUGAUCAGAAUUGCACUAGUCCAUUCAGCUACAAAAACGUGCUCAAUCUUACAGACAAGGGAGAAGUGUUUAAUGAGCUUGUAGGUAAACAACAUAUCUCUGGAAAUCUGGAUUCUCCCGAAGGUGGAUUUGAUGCCAUCAUGCAGGUUGCAGUUUGCGGAUCACUAAUUGGCUGGAGAAAUGUUACACGGCUAUUGGUUUUUUCCACGGAUGCUGGGUUUCACUUUGCUGGAGACGGUAAACUUGGUGGAAUUGUUUUACCAAAUGAUGGACGGUGUCACCUGGAAAAUAAUGUGUACACCAUGAGCCAUUACUAUGACUAUCCCUCAAUUGCUCAUCUUGUGCAGAAACUCAGUGAAAAUAAUAUUCAGACAAUUUUUGCAGUUACAGAAGAGUUUCAGGCUGUUUACAAGGAAUUGAAAAAUUUGAUCCCAAAGUCAGCAGUAGGAACCCUGUCAGCAAAUUCCAGCAAUGUGAUUCAGUUGAUCAUCGAUGCAUACAAUUCCCUGUCUUCAGAAGUCAUUUUGGAAAACAGUAAAUUGCCUGAAGGGGUAACGAUAAAUUACAAAUCUUACUGCAAAAAUGGAGUAAAUGGUACAGGAGAAAAUGGGAGAAAAUGUUCCAACAUUUCAAUUGGAGAUGAGGUUCAGUUUGAAAUUAGCAUAACUGCAAACAAAUGUCCUAAAAAGGGGCAAAAUGAAACUAUCAAAAUUAAGCCUCUGGGUUUCACUGAAGAAGUAGAAAUAAAUCUUCAGUUCAUCUGUGAGUGUGAAUGCCAGAGUGAGGGCAUCCCUGAGAGCUCCAAGUGUCAUGGUGGAAAUGGGACAUUCGAGUGUGGAGCUUGCAGGUGCAACGAGGGACGCGUUGGUAGACACUGUGAGUGUAGCACAGAUGAAGUAAACAGCGAAGAUAUGGAUGCUUACUGUAGGAAAGAAAAUAGUUCGGAAAUCUGUAGUAACAAUGGAGAGUGUGUAUGUGGGCAGUGUGUGUGUAGGAAGAGGGAUAACACAAACGAAGUCUACUCCGGCAAAUUCUGUGAAUGUGACAAUUUCAACUGUGAUCGAUCCAAUGGCUUGAUUUGUGGAGGAAAUGGGGUCUGUAAAUGUCGUGUGUGUGAGUGUAACCCCAACUUCACUGGCAGCGCAUGUGAUUGUUCACUGGAUACCUCUUCCUGCUUGGCAUCAAACGGACAGAUCUGCAACGGUCGCGGGAUCUGUGAGUGUGGCUCCUGCAAGUGCACGGAUCCCAAAUUCCAAGGGCCGACUUGUGAGAUGUGCCAGACCUGCCUGGGAGUCUGCGCCGAACACAAAGAAUGUGUGCAGUGCCGAGCCUUCGAUAAAGGAGAGAAGAAAGACACUUGUACACAAGAAUGUAGUCAUUUCAACAUGACCCUGGUUGAAAAUCGGGACAAGUUACCCCAACCUGGCCAGGUUGAUCCUCUCUCUCACUGUAAAGAGAAAGACGCCGACGACUGCUGGUUCUAUUUUACGUAUUCUGUCAAUGGAAAUAACGAAGCCAUUGUUCAUGUGGUGGACACCCCAGAAUGCCCCACUGGCCCGGACAUUAUUCCAAUUGUAGCUGGGGUGGUUGCAGGAAUUGUUCUUAUUGGCCUUGCUUUACUGCUGAUUUGGAAGCUGUUGAUGAUUAUACAUGACAGAAGAGAAUUUGCUAAAUUUGAAAAAGAGAAGAUGAAUGCCAAGUGGGAUACGGGUGAAAAUCCUAUUUAUAAGAGUGCAGUGACAACUGUGGUGAAUCCUAAGUAUGAGGGAAAAUGAACACUAACUGUGUUCACUUCACAACACUGUUUGCAAUUUUUGUAGUCACAGUAAGAUAGCUUUAGGGCAAUACUGCAAUGACUUUACUAACUCAUUACAUAGAGGUAUUUCUUAUGCAGGUUUGGAAAAUGUACAAAUGUAUAAUUUUUUGCAAAUAAAAGUGAUCAGUGCCAGGGGACUGACAGAAAACUUGAUGGGAUAGUUAUCCUAGUCAGCUAUGGUUACAUUGUGCCUUUUGGACCUUCUUCCUCCUGAAUUGUUGAAAUCCAGAUCAUCUAUAUGAAAUGUAAGAUAUUGUUAAAAUAGUUGAGGAACAUGGUUAAAAUAAUAUAAUGAGGGCCUAUCCAUUAGGUAUUAUAAUGGAGGCUUAGCUUGCAGAUAAAUUAAAAUCCAAAGUUCUAGGCUGUUUUUUAUAGAAUCGCUUUUAGGCUGAUCUCUCACACAGUACAUCAGACAUAUGAUUGCAUAUUUGGGACACUGAUUGGGUUCAGAAUAUGGAAAGGUUUCAGGGACUUCAAAAAGUUCUCAAAAUGAUCAGGGAUUGAGUGAAAGAAUUAGGAGGUGAAAAAUAGCUUUAAAACCUGUGUGCCAUUUUUCCAAAGUUACUGCUGCUUUGUAACUUUUAUGCCUUUUUUUUUGUAAAUUCAAGCCCUGGCCUAUAAUACUGCAAGUAAGUUCUUGAAUAGCAACAUUUACAUAAAAGCCUUAAUCCAUGUCAUGUCUCCUGUUAGGGUUUUUGUUGUUGUUGCUGGGUUUUGGGGUUUUUUUGGUUUGUUUUUUUUUUGUUGUUGUUCCCACCCCCACCCUUGGUUUAAAGCCUGGUGCUUUUGUGUCUUCAUUUCUAAUCUUUGACCGUAUUUGAUUGCAGUUUUUGUAAUAUUUUUAUAUUGGCACAACUUUUCUUUGCAGUGUUAGCUGUAAAUUUGCCUUUUUUUAGUAGAGAACUCAUGAAGUUUUACUGUGGCUUUUAUGUCAGUUGUCACUCAAAAGAUCUCUUAGUUUUCAACAAGUGCCAUAUGGGAUCACUGUAAAUUUGCCUUUGACCAUUCAGAUUAUCUUCUGUUUUAUUCUAGUCACACUCUUUUUAAGUGCCUUUUUAUUUUAACAGUUGUUCACUUUUUACAAUGCUAUUACUGAAGUUAUUUAUUAAAUAAAAGUACCUAAAACACC